Lethenteron reissneri (Far Eastern brook lamprey) is the source of this 6659-nucleotide messenger RNA. RefSeq names its product MON2 homolog, regulator of endosome-to-Golgi trafficking (gene MON2). NCBI's taxonomy places the organism in Eukaryota, Metazoa, Chordata, Hyperoartia, Petromyzontiformes, Petromyzontidae. The record is from RefSeq and is a predicted model, not a curated record.
UGUUUGCGGAAGCGCGGUGCCGCGUCAGCAACGCGCCCCGUCAGCUCCGGCCGCCUCUCCGCACCUCCACUCCCUCCUCAGAGGGGAAAAAAACGAAACCAAACCCCGAGCCGCACUCCGCCGUGCUCUCAUGACACCGCGUGUCCGCGUCCAGCGGCCCCAAGCCGCCAGGGACCGCGUUUUUUAGCGGCCCGAUCGAGGCCUAGCCGCGCUGGGAAAGCCUACGGGCUUGCCUCUACGGCCUGCGGCAAAAGACGCGAGGGACCACCCCGCACCCUCCUCCUCCCGUCGGUCGCCCGCCUCUUCCGCGGGGCCUUUAACUCGACCGGGUUCGCCUUGGACUUUGCUCGCGGCUGCUGCUCGAGCGGCUUCGGCAGCGAGGAUGGCGACCACGUCUCCAGAAGCCGUCAAGAAAUUGAUCGAGCACAUGCAGAGCGAUUUGCGGGCGCUGUCCAUGGACUGCAAGAAGAAAUACCCCCCCGUGAAAGAGGCUGCAGAAUCUGGGAUUGUGAAAAUUAAAACCAUUGCUGGAAAGAAUAAAGACAUCCUUAAAGUUCUUAAAGAGAACAGUGCGGAAGUGGUGCAGCCGCUUCUCAUGGGCUGUGGCACCAAGGAGCCCAAGAUCGCACUGCUCUGCCUGACCUCGAUCCAGAGACUCCUCUCACAUGAUGUCGUGUCUGAGGUGGCAGCUGUGAAUCUCAUCAACACGCUGUGGCAGCUGAUGGAGAAUGGGCUCGAAGAGCUCAAACUGCUGCAGACCGUCCUGGUGCUGCUUACGUCCAACACGGUCGUGCAUGACGAAUCUCUGGCUAAGGCCAUCGUGCUCUGCUUCAGACUGCACUUCACCAAGGACAACAUCACCAACAACACAGCUGCUGCUACCGUACGGCAGGUGGUCACGGUGGUCUUCGAGAGAAUGGUUGCUGAGGACCAGCUCGGUGCAGGUUUGGUGACUAUUGAUGCAUCCAGUCACAUUGUUGGAAACAAUACGAGAAAACCGCCUACCUCUUUUAAACCAUGUGCCAAGGAUGCUUACCUGCUGUUCCAGGACCUGUGCCAGCUAGUGAAUGCGGAUGCACCAUUUUGGCUGGUGGGCAUGACUGAGAUGACCAGGACAUUUGGCCUGGAGCUCCUCGAGUCUGUCCUCAAUACCUUUCCACAGGUGUUUCUACAGCACAUGGAGUUUGCCUUCCUGCUGAAGGAGCGCGUGUGCCCCCUGGUCAUUAAGCUGUUCUCACCCAACAUCAAGUUCCGCCACACUUCGGGAUCAUCGUCAUCCUCGCCCGGGCCCAGCGAAAAGCCCUACUUCCCCAUCUGCAUGAGGUUGCUGCGCGUCGUCUCCAUCCUCAUAAAGCACUUCUACAGCCUUCUGGUGACGGAGUGCGAGAUCUUCCUGUCGCUGCUCGUCAAGUUUCUGGACGGGGACAAGCCGGCCUGGCUACGCGCGUUGGCCGGGGAGUCCCUGCACCGCCUGUGCGUUCAGCCCAGGCUGCUCAGGUGCUUUUGCCAGUCUUACGAUAUGAAGGAGCACUCCACCAAGGUGUUCCGUGACAUCAUCAAUGCGCUCGGCUCCUUCAUCCAAUCGCUCUUUAUAAACUCAACCUCGGGGGGUGCGUCCUCGGGAUCCGUGGGGCCACCAACUGCCCAGACGGCUGGGAGCACGGCAGGCACCCAGGGGGGAGCAGCGGCCGCCGGGGGCCCCAUGGGGGGCGUGACCCCGCAGCCGGCUUUCGAAUACCGCGGCGUGUGGAUCCCCAUCCUCAGCGUGGCCGUGCAGGGCACCACGCGCUCCAUCUACCUGGAGAUGUUGGAUAAGGUGGAGGCCCCCAGCAUCCCGGAUGGAUACUCCAUGUCGGUGGCCUUCAGCUGUCUACUAGACCUGGUACGGGGGGUGACGAGCAUGAUCGAGGCCGAGAUGGAGGACGAGAAGGCGGGGAAGGCUGUAGCUGGCGCUGCGAAGGGCGACACCAUCAAAUCACCAAACAGAGCCGUGUGGGAGGAGAUGGUGAAUGCGUCUUGGUGUGGACUUCUGGCUGCCCUUUCACUGCUCUUAGAUGCAAGUACGGACGAGACGGCCACGGAAAACAUUCUGAAAGCGGAGACGGCGAUGUCUGCACUGAGCGGCAAGCUGCACCUGAAGACGCCACGCGAUGCCUUCAUCACAGCCGUGUGCAAGGCCUCUCUCCCGCCGCACUACGCCCUUACGGGCCUUAACACCACCGUCACGGCGACUGUCAGCAAAGCGUACUCCAUCCAGGGCCAGUCGGUGUUGGCCAUCAGUCCGACGAGCGAGUCUCACCAGCAGGUGGUGGCCAUGGGACAGCCUCUCUCCAUGCAGGUGCAGGGCACCGUUGUGCUGACAAGCAAGAACAUGCAGUCGAUGCGCACGCUGCUCAACGUGGCUCAUUGCCACGGCGCGGUGCUCGGCUCUGCCUGGCAGCUGGUGCUCUCCACCCUGCAGCACUUGGUUUGGAUCCUGGGACUGAAACCAGCAGCUGGGGGAGCUCUCAAGCCUGGAAGGACAUCUGAAGGACCCAGCACGGUGCUGACGACAGCAGUCAUGGCUGACCUGCCGGUCAUCUCUAACAUGCUGUCUCGACUCUUCGAGAGCUCCCAGUACUUGGAUGAUGUGUCUCUCCACCACCUCAUCAACGCGCUGUGCUCCCUGUCCAGCGAGGCGAUGGAGAUGGCUUACGGCAACAGCAAGGAGCCGUCCCUGUUUGCUGUCGCCAAGCUGCUGGAGACGGGGCUCGUGAACAUGCACCGCAUUGAGAUCCUCUGGCGGCCGCUCACGGGACAUCUCCUUGAGGUGUGCCAGCACCCAAAUGUGCGUAUGAGGGAGUGGGGAGCCGAGGCAAUUACAUCGCUCAUUAAGGAAGGACUCGCCUACACCCACACACCCCCACUGUCAGAAAACCAGAGGUUACAGGCCAUGCUGCUGCUCCCGCUGCGGGAGCUGUCGUCCAUCACGCACGGCGACAUCCGGCAGAAGCAGCUGGAGUGCAUGCUGCAGCUGUUGGAGAGUAAGGGGGAGAGCCUGGGACCUGGCUGGCCACUGCUACUCGCCGUCAUUGGGGCUAUUCGCAACGACCAAGGGGAGUCUCUGAUCCGCACCGCAUUCCAGUGCUUACAGCUGGUGGUGACGGAUUUCCUGCCGACCAUGCCCAGCUCGUGCCUGCGCCUGGUUGUGGAGGUGGCAGGCAGCUUCGGUCUGCAGAACCAAGAGCUCAACAUCAGCCUCACAUCUAUUGGCCUCCUUUGGAACAUCUCGGACUACUUCUCGAGGCGACGGGAGAUGGUUGAACAUGCGCUGGAGCAAGAGGAAGCGCAGAAGCUGAAGCGGCGCACCGCCGAGAAGGACGGGAAACACGAAGAAGAGGAGGAGGAAGAGGAGCAGCAGGGUCUUGACGAGAAGGGGGCAGAGACGCCCUUCGCUGCGGCGCCGCCGUUUGACCGCCUGUGGCUGACGCUGUACUCGCGCCUCGGCAUGCUGUGCGUGGACCCGCGGCCCGCCGUGCGCAAGAGCGCCGGGCAAACCCUCUUCUCGACCAUCGGUGCGCACGGCACGCAGCUGCAGCAGUCCACGUGGAACGUGGUGCUCUGGCAGGUGCUGUUCCCGCUGCUCGACAAGGUGCGCGAGUCAGCCAAGACGGCGGACAAGGAGAAGAUCGACUCGGGAAGUGCCAACAUCCUGAUCCACCACUCGCGGGAUACGGCCGAGAAGCAGUGGGCCGAGACCUGGGUGCUGGCGCUGGCUGGAGUAGCGCGGAUCUUCAACACGCGUCGCAAGCUGCUUAAGGCGCUCACGGGCGACUUCUCGAAGGCGUGGAACGCCCUGCUGGACCACAUCCAGGCGGCAGCAUUGAGCCGCAAUGGCGAGGUGUCGCUGGCGGCGCUUAAGAGCUUCCAGGAGAUCCUGCAGAUCGUGCCGCCCCAGGGCCGUGAGGGCGAGCGCGACGAGGGCCUUGUCUCAGCGCUCGACACUGCACAGUUGCCGGGAAUGCCCCCGGCGCUCGGCCGCAGCGACUCACUGGUGGACGGUGGCGACGGGGCGGACGGGCCAAGUGGCGACGACGACGCGGAGCUGUGGUGGGCGGCGUGGCUCGCGUGGGUGCGCAUCGGCGGCGAGAGCACGCAGCCCCCGUGCGACGGCGAGCGAGCCACCUUCGUGCCCGGCCAGCUGUAUCUGGCGGCGCUCGUGCACAUCUUCCCCGCGCUCUUUCGCCACGUGCGGCCGCGGUUUGGCAUGGCGGAGAUGCGGUUGCUGGGCGCGAUCAUGUACGGCGCCGUCUCGGUGCCCAUCAGCUCGGACGUGUCGCCCUUCCUGUUGCCUUCCUUCACGGAGGCCAUACUCACGGCGCUGCAGGAGGCUGUUCUCGGAGCUCUCACGCUCCUGCAGAAGGCCAUCUGCACUGGUCCUGAAAGCAUGCAGGCUAUGUACCCGGCCAUCUUCCAGCAGCUGCUCAAGUUUGUGGCGUUUGCCUGCGUACCACCGCAGUACGGCAAGCUGGAGACCAAGAACGUGGCCAACGCAAAGUACAAUCAGGUCCAACUGUUUGCCCCGGCGGAGUGGGUGGCCAUGAACUAUGUCCCGUUUGCGGAGCGCGCCCUGGAGCUGGUGGUCGAGCUGUACCAGAAGACGGCGUGCCACAAGGCGGUGGUCAACGAGAAUGUCCUGCAGGAGAUCAUCAAGACGCUGCGAGUGCCACUAAGCAUGAAGUACACGUGCCCGUCGGAGAGUACCUGGCGGCUGGCGGUGACGUCGUUGCUGCGCGUGCUGGCCGUGGGGCUGCCAGUCGCUCGGCAGCAUGCCUCCUCUGGAAAGUUUGACGCCAUGUGGAGCGAGCUGGCCGCAACCUUCCAGGACUUCCUCUUCACCAACAGCACUCCACCGGAAAACCUAUCUUUGCAAGAGUUUCAGAAGAAUGAAAGCAUUGACGUUCAGGUGGUGCAGCUCAUCGGCACAGACAUUCUACCCCACGCGCUCUUCAUCCCUAAGGAAUUUGUCAACCAGAUAAUGAGCAUGCUUAACAAAGGCUCCAUCCACUCACAGUCCACCUCCUUCACCGAGGCGGAGGUUAGCUACCGCAUGCGCGAGGAGUUCUCCAAGGUGUGCUUCGAGACGCUGCUGCAGUUCUCGCUCAGCGGCAAGGCGACGAGUGCACAGGAGGGCUACAUCUCGCGCAUGGCGCUCGCCGCGCUGCUACAGCGAGCGCAGCAGGUGCUCGCCAAGUACGUGGAGGACGAGCGACUCAGCGGCUCCUGUCCCCUGCCCAGGCAGAGGAUAACAGAAGUAGUUUUUGUAUUAAAAGCAACAAGUACACUAAUGGAUUCGUUGAAAAAGACUCGACCGGAAAAUGUGGACAUGAGCAUGUGGGAGCAGGUGAUAGCGCUGUACCCGACGCUGGUCGCGUGCGUGUCGUGCACGUGUCCGGAUGUGUGCCUGGCCCUCCAAGAGGCCAUGCAUCCUUUCCAAGACAUGCUGCGGCCACCACCCUGCAAGCUGCAGAACGGAACCUCGUGAUUGGAACGCAAGGCUCCGCGUGCACUACACACAAUAGCACUGCAGUCACCGCGCCGGUCCGGUGCUGCGAUUCCGUGCAACGCCACCACGCCCUGCGCUCACUGCUGUAGCCGCACGUCACCAGGCCCGUUUAGGAAAAAAAAAAUCCACGUCUUAACUCGCCCACGCUCCUUCCGUUUGCGACUCAACUGACCAGGCUGUAACCACCAGCGUCUGUGCCGCAUGACGUGAUUCAGCCCAUUCCAAGCAGAGUCACACUACGCUGUGAUGCACUGUCAAAGAGAUACAACAAUAAUCUGGCUGCAGUAAGGUGCAUACACCGCACACAUGUGGCACAUUUGAGGUCACAGUGGGGAAAAUGGUGGUGGGGGGGGGGAUGCCAAAGGACUUCUUUCGAAAUCUUUAUUCAUGAAGCGCCUGAGCCGGUUUACACAUUCGGGAGUCUCAUUUUGUGUCUUUAUCAGACGGAACCGUAAUGUCGAGCAGGCUGUUGCUGGGGUUCAUCCAAGCUGGCUCAAAAGUAACUAAAAAAACAUGUUAGGGAGUAUUUUUGUGUGCAAUCUCCACAUUGUCCUCUUUCAAUCCAGUUAAUUCGAUGAUACAUAAUGGCUGUAUCAUGCCUUGUGUUCAAAACGUCUUAUUUAAUGGCAUAAUUUCCAUUAAGGUUUUUAUACAAUCGGUUGUGUUUUGAGAGUACAAGGUUAAUUAACAUAACCGCUUGUGUAAAACCUUACAUUGCUCAAGGCUUUUUUUAUACAGGUGGUUGUCUUUUCACAGUGCAAGCUCAAUCAGAAGUCGAGCAGAUUGAGGGUGGGUGAGAGGCAGGGGAAUGCUGACUUCAAGUCAGUAGUGACACUGGUGUUGGGUAUGGGAAAAGAGCACUACAGUUUUGUUUUUAUAAAUAGUAGUUAACUACCAAAUGACUAGAAUUUAAAGGUUGGGGCGUGAUAAGUGCUCCAACCAGCUGGUACUUGGUGCCCAUUGCAGCUGGUUUAGCUGGUUUGUUAAUGUUGGUCUAUUUGAAUGGUGUUAAUACAGUAUUAGGCUGAUGUGGAAAAAGCCAGUUACUGUAAUUGUAUAUUAAAGCAAGUACAGUUGUCUGUGUGUCUAUCAUUAAAUGUAUUUUGACUGUCAA